AUGACAGAAGACGAGAUACACGUGCGUACUUUAACUACAUUCGAUACAAUAUUUCCGGCAGACACUGUUGAGUGGUGUCCUGUAGAGCCGUAUCGAAAUAUAUUAGCUUGUGGAACAUAUAAAUUAAAUAAAAAUGAACCUAACACGGCAUCUACAUAUAGACAGGGGCAAAUCUUAUUACUCCGUAUAGUGAAUGGCGGAGAGCUCGAACUGUUGCAACAAGUAUGCACUUCAGCUAUGUUGGAUAUGAAAUGGUUGCAUGUCCUAGAUGUAGAAACUCGAAUAUUACUUGCCGUUGUCGAUGCCAUGGGACACUUACAAAUUCAUCAGCUAAAAGGCGAGGAUAAAGGAAUAAAAUUGGAAUUUAUCACUAAAUUAAAAGUCAGCGACGACGAGAACAUCAUGGCACUAUCUCUGGAUUGGUCUAGAGAAAAAUAUACCGCCUCUGAUCCUGUUAGCAAUACAAAUAUUCUCGUGAGCGAUAGCGCAGGACGAAUCUCUCAUUUUACCUGGCGUGAAGUGGGUGAUCUAACGAAAGAUUUUACGUGGCCUGCACAUGAGUUUCAUGCAUGGAUUACUGCCUUCGAUUAUUCCAAUCCACUUAUUUUCUAUUCUGGAGGUGAUGAUAAUAGGUUUUUAUGUUUCGAUAGCAGAACAGGAUCUCAUCCUGUAUCUGUAAAUAAGGAGCACACUUCUGGCGUUACUAGCAUCCAUAGUAACGUCAGUAAAACAUUUUUAUUGGCAACCGGAAGUUACGAUCAAAAUGUAAGAUUAUGGGACAAGAGAAAUUUCUCACGAUCAAUAUCGAAGAUUUGUCUCGAUGGUGGAGUCUGGCGUUUGAAAUGGGAUCCUUUUACUCGUCAAUAUUUGCUCGCUGCGUGUAUGUACAAUGGUUUUAAGAUCAUUAAUCAUACAGACAUAUUAUCGUCUAUCGUUGUCAAUUAUAAAGAGCACAAAGGAUUAUCGUACGGGUGUGACUGGUCAUUCUUGAAGCAGUCGGAUAUAUCACGUUUAAACAUAUCUAACGGAGACACUUUGAUGAGCACUUGUUCCUACGAAGAUUGUAUCCUCAAGAUAUCUGUGAUUGAUUUUUGGCCGGACAGACAAGUUGUUGAAGAAGAUUGCUGA
Molecule: messenger RNA, 1128 nt
Organism: Solenopsis invicta (red fire ant)
Lineage: Eukaryota; Metazoa; Arthropoda; Insecta; Hymenoptera; Formicidae
Product: diphthine methyltransferase
Exons: 3
Coding region: 1-1128 (375 amino acids)
Molecular function (GO): protein binding
Source: RefSeq, a predicted model, not a curated record